GUUCCCAAACUAAUCAAGGAGUAUAUUGAUGAAGUCUCAACCCAACUGAAAAUGGUUUGCAACUCUGAUUCCGAGGAGUUGCUCUUAGAAGAGAAGCUUGCUUUCAUGCAUGAGACAAGGCAUUCCUUUGGUAGGACAGCACUUCUAUUGAGUGGGGGUGCUUCCUUAGGUGCUUUCCAUGUAGGUGUAGUGAAAACAUUAGUAGAGCAUAAGCUUUUACCCCGCAUAAUUGCUGGGUCUAGUGUGGGUUCCAUUGUUUGUGCUAUCGUAGCAACACGGUCUCGGCCUGAGCUUGAGAAUUUCUUUGAGGACUCUUUGCAUUCACUUCAGUUCUUUGAUCAGAUGGGUGGGAUUUUCACUGUAGUUAAGAGGGUGAUGACACAUGGAGCAGUUCAUGAGAUAAGACAGUUGCAGAGGCUUUUGAGACAUCUCACUAGCAAUUUAACUUUUCAAGAGGCUUAUGAUGUGACAGGCCGUAUUCUGGGCAUCACAGUUUGCUCCCCAAGGAAGCAUGAACCACCACGAUGUCUAAACUACUUGACAUCUCCUCAUGUUGUUAUAUGGAGUGCUGUGACUGCCUCUUGCGCUUUCCCAGGUCUUUUUGAAGCUCAAGAGUUGAUGUCUAAGGAUAGAUUUGGAGAGAUUGUACCUUUCCAUUCACCCUUCUCAGUGGGGCCAGAACAGACGUCAGGAGCCUCUACUAGGCGCUGGAGGGAUGGAAGUUUGGAAAGUGAUUUACCUACGAUGCAGUUAAAGGAACUAUUCAAUGUCAAUCAUUUUAUUGUCAGCCAAGCUAAUCCUCAUAUAGCUCCGCUGCUGAGGGUAAAGGAACUUGUGAGAGCUUAUGGAGGCAAUUUUGCAGCUAAGCUGGCGCAUCUUGCUGAGAUGGAGAUUAAGCAUAGAUGCAAUCAAAUUCGGGAACUUGGUUUUCCUUUGGGGGGUUUAGCAAAAUUGUUUGCCCAGGAAUGGGAAGGUGAUGUGACUGUUGUCAUGCCAGCUACACUGGCUCAGUAUUCAAAAAUAAUACAAAAUCCAUCAUAUGUGGAGCUCCAAAAGGCUGUCAACCAGGGACGAAGGUGCACCUGGGAGAAGCUGUCUGCGAUAAAGGCGAAUUGUGCAAUUGAACUUGCAUUGGAUGAAUGUGUUGCCCUUCUCAACCACAUGCGAAGGCUAAAGAGGAGUGUUGAGAGGGCUGCUGCUUCUUCUCAUGGGCAUGCAAGUACUUUCAAAUUCAGUGCUUCAAGGAGGAUUCCAUCAUGGAAUUGUAUUGCGAGGGAAAACUCAUCAGGUUCACUAGAUGAAGAAAGUUUUGUUGAUACUAAUACUUCAAACCUUCAGGGAGCGAGCCAUGUUGGUGGUUCAUUUGGCAAAGGUGGUCGUAGCCAAAUUAGCAUACCUGACGUGGCUGAUAGUGAAUCUGAAAGCAUUGAUCUUAAUUCAUGGACAAGAAGUGGCGGACCAUUAAUGAGGACAGCCUCUGCAAACAAGUUUAUAAACUUCAUGCAGAAUCUGGAAAUGGAAUCGGAUUUCAUUAGUUCACCGAGGGAUGAUGAAGUUGAUGGUUCAGCUUCACAUUCCAAUACCACUGGGACUCAGCUGGAGAGAAGAGAUUCUUGCUAUAACAACUCCAGAGUUUCUACUGAUAGAAGUUCAGUGAACUCUGACUCUGAUUCUAGAGAAUCUGCCAGUAGGAUUUCAGUGGCUUCCACCAGAAUCCUGGUUAGUGAAGGUGAUUUGUUGCAGCCUGAAAGGAUUAAUAACGGCAUUGUACUGAGUAUUGUGAAGAGGAAUGAUUUGAGCUUUGCACACAGAAGCAGUGAUUCUGAACAGCAGCAAAGCUCAUCUACAGAAGCUGAUGUUGAGACAGUUCAGAUUGAAAACUGUGAUGCCAGUUCUACUUCUGAUUUUGGAGACAAUGAUGUUUCUGAAUUGAACUGUAUAAGUAGCGCUUCCGAUCACCUUGCAGGUGAUUCAAGCGAUAUCCAUAAAGUUGUGGAUUUUUAGAAUCCUCGAUUUCAUUAUUUGACUUCUGAAGAACUCCGGAGUUCAGACGCAUCCGUAGACUAUUCGAGUCUAAUGCCUUCUUAGUACUAUUUUGAAUGCAAUGUCGAGCAAAAUUGAGCAUACUUUAAAAGGAAUCAUUCUUGCUUGCAACCUUUGCUUCCUCAUAUUCCAACUUUUAGGGAAUUCCAACACUUGAGUUCUCCAAUCAAGGGACAAGACAAUCAUAACUUGGCAACUCGAUGAAUAUUUAACUUUUUGGUAAGCCAUGUAAUUCUGUACAUAAAACUUUCUAUAUUUGUAGUCCAAUAAAAACUAGAUGCUACUACAAUGCAUCAUUCACUGUAUACGCUUACUCUGAAAAUUUAAUAUUCAGCUGUCAGUAAAGAGUUUAUAGUUUCUUUUUAA
This is a messenger RNA of Dendrobium catenatum, 2409 nucleotides long. RefSeq names its product triacylglycerol lipase SDP1. The record is from RefSeq and is a predicted model, not a curated record. Gene Ontology annotation, biological process: lipid metabolic process. NCBI's taxonomy places the organism in Eukaryota, Viridiplantae, Streptophyta, Magnoliopsida, Asparagales, Orchidaceae. Gene Ontology annotation, molecular function: triacylglycerol lipase activity.